AUGGCAAAAGAAAUUUUAACGGCAGGAAGCAAGAACCUGUACGAAAUCUUAAACCUCAAUAUGGACGAAGUUCGUGGGAAACCCGUUGAAGAACAGAACAAAAUAAUAAAAAGAGCUUAUCAUUCUCAAUUGCGGCGUUGGCAUCCUGACCGGAAUCCUGAGAAUGGUGAUUCCGCUAUAUGUCAAGAGAUCAUCUUUGCUUACAAGAUUCUUAAAUAUCCCGAAGCACGUGCUGCGUAUAAUAACGUCGCAGAUUUUGACAAAGGAUGGUUCUCAAAAGCGCGUUAUAAAGCUAUGUUCAAGCCCGAAUGUUACAGCGCUGAGCAGAAAAAACAAAAAAGAAGGAGACUUGGAUUAUUGUUUUUGUCAGGUCUUUUCAUAGCGGCAGGCGUUGGGUUAACAUUCGUAACAGCAGGAAUGGCCGCACCUGUUGUACUCGGGGUGUCAGCUGCAUCAGGAGCCCUUAUAGGAGGCGGGAUUUCAAGUGGUUUACGGACAAUAAGCCGUGAAUCAAUAGAAAAAGGUUGCUCUUUCCGUAAAUACUUUACAAGUUUAGCGAUUGGUGCUAUUGGUGGAGCAGCCAUGGGAGCAGGAGUAGCUGGGAUUGCGAUGUUUUUAGUGGGGCAGCAAAGCUUGCAUUUAAAGCUGCCCAACUUUCCCUGGAACGGCAAAUUACCACAAGGAUGGCCACCACAGCUUUUCGUGGCUUUAUUACAUCCCUUACUAACAAUAUAGACGCAAUUCUUGCAGGUGGAGAGAAAACUAGCUGGAAACAAUUUAUUUUACAUGUCUUAUUUGAUGCAUGGCUGGGAGGAAUGGUUGGUUUACCAGGAGGGUUUGCAGAAAAUAUGAUCCAAGACGUGGUUUCUGCAGAAGGCGCACUGGCAACGCUUGAAUCAGCUUCUUCUAACGCACGCAAUGUUAUUGAAGAUACGACAACAGCAGCAGUGGACACGUUUGUUAAUUGUGUCAAGAACGUCUUGAUGACGAUGUCGAAAAUAAAUCCAUUUUGGGCCAUAUAAAAAAUGGUGCAGAGCAAGCUGCAAUAGCAGUUGGGAAAUGUUUGGCAGUAGCUGCUGCUAAAGUUGCGAAUAAGAAAGUCAGUGACGGGGGAAAGGCAACAGGAAUCAAUGGCGAAUCCGGCAACCAGAAUAAACUAACUGAUGAUAUGUAUGAAGAAACUAAUGAUGAAACAAGGAAAGAUACAAAUAACACAACAAAAGUCGCAAAGGAUGUGGCAAAAACGGCUGAGGAAGAAGGAAUCAACACGACUAGUGCGUACAAAGACAGUACUGGAGCAAGUGAUGAUAUUGGUGAAGAAGUUGAGGAUUCCAAUAACGCAACAAAAGAAGACGAAUGUGAGGAAAAUAUAGAUGAUGAUGAUAAAACUGACAAUGACAGCUCAGCUGAAUUAGAAAAAAAACAAACCAAGUCGCACCUACCUGAUCUACCACGUUACAAGUCCUCCUUAACAUCCGAAACAAAUAAUAGUAAUGAGGAACAAACUGUAUCUGAUAGUGAUGACUCCACGGAAUGCGCGAAACCUAUAUUAAUGAAGUAUUUUUCUGAAGGAUAUUGGUUUUCCAAGAUGCUUGUUGAUUAUAAAGAGAACGGUGAAACAAAACAUUAUGAGGUUAAAGGUAGUGAAAGUUCGAUUCCGAUACCCAACAAAGCGACUAAAAUCAAAGUUAGAUUUCAGGUUAUGCGCUUUCUUGGUACUUGGUGUGAUGUAAAAAGGUACGACCGUUUCAAAAAAUGUUGGAUAGAACCGAACCAGCCACAUACUUUCGAGUACAACACACCAGUGAAUCGCACGUACACUUUGUCUGGAAACUUGUAUUAUGAAGCAGUAAUGAACAUCACAGGAGAUUAUGACAAUUUAAACGAAAUCUGA
Molecule: messenger RNA, 1894 nt
Organism: Paramuricea clavata
Lineage: Eukaryota; Metazoa; Cnidaria; Anthozoa; Malacalcyonacea; Plexauridae
Source: the annotation of a GenBank genome assembly